This is a messenger RNA of Syngnathoides biaculeatus (alligator pipefish), 4459 nucleotides long. Its product is annotated as arf-GAP with SH3 domain, ANK repeat and PH domain-containing protein 2-like. The record is from RefSeq and is a predicted model, not a curated record. The coding region runs from base 279 to 3167 and encodes 962 amino acids. The transcript is spliced from 28 exons. Gene Ontology annotation, biological process: positive regulation of GTPase activity. NCBI's taxonomy places the organism in Eukaryota, Metazoa, Chordata, Actinopteri, Syngnathiformes, Syngnathidae. Gene Ontology annotation, molecular function: protein binding; GTPase activator activity. Gene Ontology annotation, cellular component: cytoplasm.
AAAAUACAAGAAAAAAGGAGGAGAAGAAGAAGAAGAAGAAGUGGUCUGAGGAGGAGUUAUGUUUCUGAAAACGGAAUGAGACGCCUCACGGGCGCACCAAAGACUUGGACGGACACACGCGAGGGUCGAGUUUAAAUCGCGAGGCAACAUUCUGGCCGUGUUUGUACGCGCGCGCGACUGUGUGAGUCAGCCAGGUGUGCCCGCCGCCCCACCUGAGCCCGCGCGCGUCACGUCUCUCUCCCUUCCGCUCUUCCGGGUUCGGAGUCUGGGGUUCCGCCAUGCCGGACGUGAUGAGCGUCAGCGAGUUCAUCGCAGAGUGCAACGAUGACUACAAGGCGCCCACCACGUCCAGCUUCUCCACGCGCAUGGCCCACUGCAGGAACAGCGUGGCCGCCCUGGAGGAGGUUCUGGAUGUGGAACGGUCUGUUCUGUCCAAGCUGAAGAAGGCGGUGAAGUCCGUCUACACGUCAGGCCUGACACACGUGGAGCAUGAGGACCAGUACGUGUCGGCCAUGGAGAAGUUGGGCGACAACUGCAUGUGCGGCGAGGACGCCGCCGUCGGCGCCGCCUUCCUCAAGUUUGCCGUUUUCAGCAAAGAACUGACGGCGCUCUUCAAAAACCUGGUCCAAAACAUGAACAACAUCAUCUCCUUCCCGCUGGACAGUCUGCUCAAGGGGGACCUGCGCGGCGUCAAGGGGGACCUAAAGAAGCCGUUCGAUAAGGCGUGGAAGGACUACGAGACCAAACUUUCCAAGCUGGAGAAGGAGAAGCGCGAGCACGCCAAACAGCACGGGAUGAUUCGCACCGAGUUCAGUGGCGGCGAGAUCGCCGAAGAGAUGGAGAAGGAGCGACGCAUGUUCCAACUCAACAUGUGCGAGUACCUCAUCAAGGUCAACGACAUCAAAGUCAAGAAGGGUGUCGACUUCCUGCAAAACCUCAUCAAGUAUUUCCACGCGCAGUGCAAUUUCUUCCAGGACGGGCUGACAGCCGUCGAGAGUCUCAAACCCUCCGUUGAGAAAAUGGCGUCCGACCUGACGGCGAUCAAACAGACGCAGGAUGGCGAGAGGAAACAGCUGACUCAGCUACGAGACGUCCUCAAGGCAUCGUUGCAGUCAGAGAGUAAAGAGGAGGCCCCGGCCAAGACGAAGCAGGGAUACAGCCUGCACCAGCUGCAGGGCAACAAGGCUCACGGGACCGAGCGCUCUGGGGUCCUGUCCAAAAGGAGCGAGGGGCUGAGGAAAGUUUGGCAAAAGAGGAAGUGCUCAGUGAAAAAUGGCUUCCUGACCAUCUGCCACGCCACGUUUUUGCACGAAGAGUCAAAUGACCAAUCAAGACAAGGCAAGCAGAAGAGGAAGAAAAUGAGGAAGAGGAGGAAGAGCUUAAGGAAAAGGAUGACAGACAGAAGGGUAAAUCGACCACCAGCCAAAUUGAACCUGCUCACGUGUCAAGUGAAGAAGAAUGCCGACGACAAGAGGAACUUUGACCUCUUCUCACACGAUCGGACGUAUCACUUCCAGGCAGAGGACGAGGCCGAAUGUCAGAUCUGGGUAUGGGUUCUUCAGAACAGUAAAGAAGAAGCGCUGAACAAAGCCUUCAAAGGAGAUCAGGACGAGGGCGACAACAUCGUGCAGGAGCUCACAAAGGCCAUCGUCAGCGAGGUCAAGAAGAUAGACGGGAACGACGUCUGCUGUGACUGCGGCGCCCCUGGUCCCACGUGGUUGUCCACCAACCUGGGCGUGCUGAUCUGCAUCGAGUGCUCGGGAAUCCACAGAGAAAUCGGGGUCCACCACUCCAGGAUCCAGAGUCUCGACCUGGAUGUGCUGGGGACGUCCGAGUUGCUGCUGGCUAAGAAUGUCGGAAACGCCACCUUCAACGACAUCAUGGAGGCAGAGCUUUCUGCCAGGCACGUGGCCAAGCCUGGGCCCACCAGCGACAUGCAGAGCAGGAAGGACUUCAUCACGUCCAAGUACGUGGACAAAGCUCUGGUCCGCCACCUGUGCACCGAUGCCGAUACUCGCCUGCAGGCGCUCUACCAGGCAGUGCGCGACCGUGACAUCCUGGCGCUCAUCCAGGUCUACGGCGAGGGCGUUGACCUGAUGAAGGCCUUCUCGCAGCCGCAAGAGCAUGAGCCAGGCGAAACCGUACUCCAUCUGGCCGUCCGCAUGGUGGACAGGAACUCUCUGCACAUCGUCGACUUCCUGGCGCAGAACAGCGCCAACCUGGACCAGCAGACGUCUCGAGGAAGCACCGCAUUGCAUUACUGCUGCUUGACGGACAAUAGCGAGUGUCUCAAACUUCUGCUUAGGGGGAAAGCGUCUGUGGCCAUCACCAACGAAUCUGGAGAAACACCGCUGGACAUUGCCAGACGACUCGGACACACUCAAUGUGAAGACCUGCUGACUCAGGCCCAAUCAGGAAAGUUCAACGUUCACGUGCACGUAGAGUACGAGUGGCGGCUCCGUAACGACGACCUGGAUGAGAGCGAGGACGAGUUGGAGCCCAUUGUUUCCCGCCGUGACGAGCGGGACCGUCCCGUUAGCUGCUUCGUGGGCGCUGGUGUUCCCGCGCAGCCUGCCAGACACCGGGGUCAAAUUCCCAGCAUGAUGAUCAGCAACGAGACAUAUGGCACAGUGCUGGACCGGCACCUGCCGCCCGGACCCAACCCCCCUCUGCCACCCAGGGCCCCCGCCAGAGGGCAGGGGACUAUACCGGUUGCGUUGGAAACCAUAGGAAGGCAACGGUCUUCGUCCGACCCCCCAGCCCUAAACAUCCCGGGCAGAAACACCUCCAUAUAUGUCCUCCCAGCCGCUCCUCCCCCUCCUCCUCUUCCGCCUCCCCCGGCCAUCCACAGGACCCGGAACAAGCGCCUUUCCUCCUCAGCCGCGCCCUCCUCCCCCCCACAUCUGCCUCCACCUCCUCAUCACAAAGUGUUACCCCCUCCCCCUCCCACCAGACCACCAGGACCCAAAUCACCCAGCAGAUCAGGCAAACAAGCUCCACAGCGGUCGUCUGUUAGAAGAGAACCGACAGGCAGACGAGCUUCUCAGGGGCAGUCCCCCGAGGCUCCUCUCCCCCAACACCUAAACCAAGAACCACCUUCAGUCUGUCCAGGCCCCAAAGGGUGCGAGCCAUCUACAGGUGUUCUGCGGACAACCCUGACGAGCUAACCUUCGAGGAGGGCGAGGUGAUCGUGGUGGAGGGCGAGGAGGACAGCGAGUGGUGGGUGGGCCACGUGGAGGCGGAACCUUCACGACGGGGAGUCUUUCCUGUCACCUUCGUACAUUUUAUCACCGAAUAACUCGCAGUCUCCAAGUUAUCUUCGGCAAUCAAGGGAAAUUGGGAUGGAAAAAAUGGGAAAAGUUUGGGAAUCACUCCAAGUUUUCCAGGCCUACAGUGCUUCUGAUAAUAGUCAUCCAGUUCUUGUCCUCAGGUUUAUUGUUUGACAACUGUUUUCCCCCUGGCCUCCCACGUUUUUCCAAUAUCACAUUUAGUGCCUUUCAGCGCAUCUUAUUAAGAAAGUGAGGAUGAACAACUUCAUUUACAUUUAAACAUGAUUCCUCCUUUUGGGAAAAUGCACCAUCAAUAGUUUCUUUUAUGGAAAAUAAAAACAGCAGAGCAACGCAACCAAAUUACAGAGUACUACGGGAUACAGUUUUCACUACGUGUCCGUGAUCCACUUCUGGGUCCAGACUGAACAGUUGAGAAUCAAUUCCCAAUCUUUAUCGAUCGAGCCAAUACAUGUGCAGUGGUGACCUUGGGAUACGAGUUCAAUUGGUUUUGUUGCCACGCUCAUAACUCAAGUCAAAUGGAUUUGAAAAUAGCUCCCUAUAAUAACGUACUUUACAAAAAAACGUGUUCUGGUAGUAUUAGGGUUUAAAAAAAAAAAGAUUUAAUGGUUUUGGACCACCAUUUCUCCUUUAUUUGUGCUAACUCGGGGGUGUGCGCCUCGACCACUUGCGGCAGUAUUGGACCUGAGGCAGUAUUGGACAGAGGGAUAUACGGUACUGUUCUUUGUCUUCGUCUCGAAUCCUCGUAUGUCACUGUUUGUAAUUCUUCACACAGGAUAAAGAAUAUAUGCCUGUGCUGUAUUGUUACGUUGUCUGGCUCAAUGUGUUGCAGGACCAUUUGUGUUCAGCUAGCCAUGUGUCUAUGGAGUUUCCCAUUGUAUGCUACCAUUCAGGUAGCGGAGGCUAUUUGUUUGCUUUAAAUGAAAAGUGUACAUUUUUCUUUUAGUCUGAAAGUAAGCUCGUGCUGAGUUUUUCACCAUUUGCCUUGUUGUUCAGUGGGUUGAGCUCACUGCCACCGUACAGCGUUUGCAUCUCAAGUUUAACCUCGCAAGUCAAAUCAGAUAAUCGGCCAAUUGACGCCUUGUAUCAUAUUUGCAACAUUCUUGUUUAAGGAGAUUUCUUUUUCCAAUGUAAAAUAUGUGCCUCGGAUGAAUAAAGGUUGAUAAUUACUA